AUGCGCGCGGGCGCCCGAUUGAUCGCGGCCGCCUGGGCGCCCUCGCCGCGCCGGCCCCGCCCCUCCCCCGCCGCGUUGCCCGGCAACCGCGGCUCGGCGCGCUCCCAUUGGCCGGCGGCGCGCCGGGCUCCCGGGCGGCGCGUGAUCAACACCAAGGAGGUGGCGCAGCGCAUCACCGCGGAGCUGAAGCGCUACAGCAUCCCGCAGGCCAUUUUCGCGCAGCGCAUCCUGUGCCGCUCCCAGGGCACGCUCUCCGACCUGCUGCGCAACCCCAAGCCGUGGAGCAAGCUCAAGUCGGGCCGGGAGACCUUCCGCAGGAUGUGGAAGUGGCUGCAGGAACCCGAGUUCCAGCGCAUGUCGGCGCUGCGCCUAGCAGCGUGCAAGCGCAAGGAGCAGGAGCAGCAGAAGGAGCGCGCGCUUCAGCCCAAGAAGCAGCGCCUGGUGUUCACCGACCUGCAGCGGCGCACGCUCAUCGCCAUCUUCAAGGAGAACAAGCGGCCGUCCAAGGAGAUGCAGGUCACCAUCUCGCAGCAGCUCGGCCUGGAGCUCAACACCGUCAGCAACUUCUUCAUGAACGCGCGGCGCCGCUGCAUGAACCGCUGGGCCGAGGAGCCAGGCGCCGCCCCCGCGGGCCCCGCCGGCGCCGCCGCCACCUUCUCCAAGGCCUGA
This is a messenger RNA of Neomonachus schauinslandi (Hawaiian monk seal), 669 nucleotides long. RefSeq names its product one cut homeobox 3 (gene ONECUT3). Bases 1 to 669 code for a protein of 222 amino acids. The transcript is spliced from 3 exons. Gene Ontology annotation, biological process: regulation of transcription by RNA polymerase II. Gene Ontology annotation, molecular function: RNA polymerase II cis-regulatory region sequence-specific DNA binding; DNA-binding transcription factor activity, RNA polymerase II-specific. Gene Ontology annotation, cellular component: nucleus. The record is from RefSeq and is a predicted model, not a curated record. Lineage: Eukaryota; Metazoa; Chordata; Mammalia; Carnivora; Phocidae.